UGAAACGGUGUCUGUCAAAGCAGAGCGCUUUACGGUGUUCUGGUUGGGUUUUCAGUGCUGAGUGACUCGUCAUCACCCGUUUUGCACUGUUCAGGAUUCAGCUGAAAGGGUUCUCGGGCGUCUGCUGUAGGAUGGCGGGAUGGGCGCUGCCGUCCCUUCGGCCCAAACCUCCUGCCGUCCCUUCCAGCAGCCGGCCUGACUCGAGCUGGUGUAUCCCCAUCUACUGGUGGGAAGCGAGUUCUCGGGUCGGUCUAGGUAGAUGUAAACUCUGGAAACAGACGCGUCAUUUUGGUCCCUUGAUACCACCGAGGGGUUGGCUUUUCCUUUGUGAGAAGGAAAGCACGCGUUUCCUACAAGAGCUUAGGUAACCAGAGCGUGGAGCUCUGCUGCUUCAGUGCUGUAUUCAGCUGAAGGGUGCUAGUUGUGUAACUUUUAAGUGUCUCAGUUAUCAAGAAAACAGUAUUAAACGGCAUAGGUGCAACCAUGCAAGAGAGCAUCCGUUUUGCUUCUUCGGGAGAUGACGUUAAAAUAUGGGAUUCCUCCUCUCUGACUGUGCUGGAGCAGUUCAACCCACACACACCCUCACAUCCAGUCAGCUCAUUAUAUUGGGCCAGCAAUAAUAGAUACCUGGUCACUGCUUCUGCUGCGGGUGAUAAAAUAGUUAUUUCAAGCUGUAAAAGCAGACCUGUGCCACUCUUUGAAAUAGCUGAAGGAGCAAAACAGACAUGUGUGAGCUUGAAUUCUACUUCUUCGUAUAUUUUGAGUGGAGGCCUUGAUAACACUGUUAAUAUCUGGGAUCUGAAAUCCAGAAAGGUUUACCGUAGCCUUAAGGAUCAUAAAGAUGAAGUCACGUGUGUUACGUACAAUUGGAAUGAUUGCUAUGUUGCUUCUGGAUCUUUAAGUGGUGAAAUUAUCCUACACAGUGUUACUACCAAUUUAUCAAGUACUCCCUUUGGUUAUGGAAGCCGUCAGCCUAUUCGACACCUGAAAUAUUCAUCCUUUAAGAAAUCCUUGCUGGGCAGUGUUUCUGACAGUGGAAAUGUAACUCUGUGGGAUGUAAAUAACCAGAUACCAUAUCAUAAUUUUGAAAAUACUCAUAAAGCACCAGCUUCAGAAAUCUGCUUUUCUCCAGUCAAUAAGCUACUGCUUGUAACUGUAGGUUUGGAUAAAAGAAUUAUUCUCUAUGACACUUCAAGUAAAAAAUUACUGACAACAAUAGUAGCUGAUUUUCCUCUGACAACAGUAGACUUCAUGCCUGAUGGUACCACUUUGGCUAUAGGAUGUUCCCGCGGAAAAAUCUGCCAGUAUGACUUAAGGCAACUGACAUCACCAGUGAAAACAGUUAUUGCUCACAAAGGCUGUGUGAAAUGCAUACGUCUGCAGUUCAGCAGCACUUUUUCCAAGUCUAAUCCUACAGGUUCUUCAAAUAAACCUGUAUCCAAAAAGGUAGAAGUCAAAGCUGGCAGUAAUCUUGGAGGAAUUCAAAAUACUGGCAUAAAAAACAUUGGCUCUCAAGCAUCAGCAACAGUUUUACCUCAUCUGACAUUGUCAAAUGAGAAUAAGGGAGGAGAGAUUCUUCAGGAGAAAACAGGUUUACCCCAUAGUUGCAGCUUGGAUGUGAUUCCAUCUAAAGAAAUAGAUCAUGGGAAAAGUGCUGAUUUAAAUAAUUUGGAUGGUUUGGGUCGAAGUAGUUUAGGAGAUGUUUUUUCUCCAGUCAGAGAAGACACUAUUGCAAGUAAAGGGAAUGAAGAUCCUCAAGGAAAACGAGAUGUUCUGGAUUUUCAGUCCUACAGUGUGGGUUUGGAUUUUCUCCCACAGCUUACCACUGCCUUACCAGUAAAAAGAAAUCCAGUGGGCAGCAGUGCUCAAGGGAUACAGUCUAGCCCGUUACAUGCACUUGUGGGAUCUCCAACUAAAGAAGAGGAAGAACAUCCAGGGACUGACACCAAGAAACUGAAUCUUGGAAAACAAGAACCUAAAGAAGUCUUAAAGCAGCUUUCAAAAUCAAGCUCGUCAAGUUCAGAAUCUGCAACUUCAAGUUCUCCAUCAUCAUGCACUGUAAUAAAAGUUUCUAACACAAGUGAGAGACUAGUGAAGAAUAUUCAGGCCCAUUCUGCAUAUGAUCUACCAGUAAAUGGUACUACCUCAAUAAGUACAAAGAUAACAUCACCUGUUACUACUGAAGUUGCCAGUUCAUUGUCAGAAAAAAUAGCAGAAACCAUUGGGAGUAGCAGGCCAAAUGCACCUCUGACAUCCAUCCAAAUAAACUUCAUUCAGAAUAUGAUACAAGAAACAAUGGAUGACUUCAGAGAAGCAUGUCAUCGAGAUAUUGUGAAUUUGCAAGUGGAGAUGAUCAAGCAGUUCCAUAUGCAGUUGAAUGAAAUGCACGCUCUACUUGAAAGGUAUUCUGUAAAUGAAAGCUUAGUAGCUGAAAUAGAGAGACUACGAGAGGAAAACAAAAGACUGAGGACUCACUUCUGAGAGAUUUAUACUGCUAAUUUUAUUAGCAUGAGCUCAUUACAGGUGGGCUGUUGCUUAUGGCAGAUCAUCCAUCAUCACUGAAGUAUUGUAUGAAGACCUGCGAUUAUUUUGAACAUUGAUCUUCUAAAUAAAUGGUGUCACAUACUAUAUGUAGUUAUAGAAUGUUGCAGAUAAAUACUAUAUAAAGAACUUUUGCAUACUCGUGCUAACCACCUUGAAAUAAAUCAUCUAACAGAAAGCUGAAAGGAUAAAUACAGAGUUUUAGCAAUCUGUGAAGUGCCUUUUUUAUAAACGAAAUAAAACCAGGAUGGGUGCCUUUUCUGCAAGAACUUUUUGAUACACCUACUUUUCUAUCUGCUUUUUUUACUUUAGUACUGUCUGAAACAAUCACUGUAGCUUGCCUUUCAGAUACUUUUCCUUGGAAAAAGAAGAGAGAGAAAGCUCAGCUUCUUCAUGACAUGGAACCUUGUUUAUAAGAAGCUGAAAAUUACAUUAUUCAGUUAACUUUAUUAAACUGGGAACUGUUCUAUCCUGGGUAAAACUAGAGCUUGAAAAUACUCCCAAAUUCAUUGCCAUGAUCUUUCUUACUGUAUUUGUAAGUCUGUAAUUUGUGCUUGUCUGCUGUGGACUUUGAUGUUGCAAAUCCUACUUCAGCUGCACUGUGAGAUCUUUGUUACAACUUUGGCUAUGAAACUAAAAUUCUUUUUAUUUACAUGUAUUUAGGCUUCAAAAUGUAAGUAUGCUUAGCCAUUAAUAAUACAGCACUGUUUGUAAAUGCAGUCUUUCAGUCUUUGACUCAAGCCUCUUUCAGUUUGUAGUGGACAACACCUAAUAUUGAGUGGUUGUGUUGUAGUUUUGAAUCUCAUUGUUUUAGCAUUAUUGUGGCCUUUUUGAGGUAGCUGAGUACCAAAUCUGACUAAUAUCCUAGUUGUAUGAUUAACAUAACAAAUGUUAAAGGAAAAUCAUUACUUCAGUAGCAUAAUGGUAUCGUAAUAGGGAGUAAAAAUUUCUGAAAUGAAGCUUAGUAUGAAGUCCUGACUGCUGAAGUUUGUGGGAGAUUUGGCUUGGCCUUUAUGAUUGCCAAGAGAUUAAAUGAAAUCUUCAAAUUAAUUAAAAAAUCAAAGUAGAAUUUUAAGUUAAACAAAAAAUUUCUCUGAAAGACUUCUUCUAUGAAUGCUUCUUGCUAUUUAAAUUGUUCUGGAGGCUCCUUAAUUUUCCCACUAGUAUUUAGUUUUUUCCUUUUCACACAAUCAUUAAAAUUUAAGGGAAGAUUGAGAAGAUGGUGAGUUAAUAAGCUACAACACCUAGAGUUUAAAUCCAUCAUGGCACUCUUCUCCGAGAUGAGAAAGCCAUAAUAUAUAGUGUAACUUAUUUUUAUAUAUUGUAAAACUAAAAAAACCCUAUCUAUACCUUUUCCUUAUUUUGAACUUUUUUUAAAAAAAGACUUUUCAUGUCAGUUAAUGACAAAUACAACCUUGCAGCAAAAUGUGGGUGCUCGAGUACUCUUUAAUAUUAGGGACGAGACUUCAUCUGUAGUUCUACUGCUUCUGUAAGCUUGUAAAAUGUUUCUACAUUACAUAAAACUUCAUGGUUAGAGGAAGCAAAGUAAGUUAAUUUUAUUUUUUUUUUUAGUAACUUAACACACAAUGUAGAGAACUUCUUUUAUAAGUUCAUAGGAUGUGCAAGCUGGACACACUGACCAUACAGUUUGUGAAGACAAUAGUAGUUGAAGGUAGCAAAAAUAUCUUACAGUUUUUCUACAUGCUUUGCAGUGUUAAUGAAGUAACCUUGCAUAUUUGCAUCUCUUGAUUUGUUCUCCAAGUGCUCUUGCUAGUAUACCCAGACAACAGCAGGGAAUUAGACAAAUACCUUGGGUAUUUGGCUUGUAGAUAAUUUGUUUUCUUGACUCAGAACUGUAUAAUGUUUUUGUUAAUUCCCAAACGGAGGUUAUUAUAGCAAGAGUGAUUAAAAAGAGACAUUUUGGCCUCUUGAAAAAGAUUUUUAGGGCUGUUUUCCAUAUCUCAGGAUUACUGUAGCACAAGUGGCUGCACUUGCUGUGUGGAGACCCAAUAUGCCUACCACUGUAGGGGUAUAUUUUGCCUUGUACACAAAACUGAUUUGUAUGUUAAAAUAAAGGUUGUUUUAACCUUUUUGGGAAAAAUAAAA
Messenger RNA from Apus apus (common swift), 4647 nucleotides. RefSeq names its product NEDD1 gamma-tubulin ring complex targeting factor (gene NEDD1). Gene Ontology annotation, biological process: mitotic cell cycle; microtubule nucleation. The transcript is spliced from 15 exons. Gene Ontology annotation, molecular function: gamma-tubulin binding. The record is from RefSeq and is a predicted model, not a curated record. The coding region runs from base 484 to 2481 and encodes 665 amino acids. NCBI's taxonomy places the organism in Eukaryota, Metazoa, Chordata, Aves, Apodiformes, Apodidae. Gene Ontology annotation, cellular component: pericentriolar material; ciliary basal body; centriole.